AUGUAUUAUUCUGAGCAGCUAGGUCUUGAGCAAACUGAUCCAAGACGUUGGAGAUUGCAGACAGAUGAGUAUGGUGCUGAAACCUGGCAAUAUUUGAGUGCUGAAGAAAGUGAGUCGAUUCCACAAUCGACGUUUACACAAUAUUUAUUGGGUGUUGAGGGAUUCCCAACUCCAAAGGCUGAGGAUAUCAAGACGCCGUCAAAGGCUGCUGAAAAGGGAGCUGAUUUUUUCAAGUUAUUACAAGAUGAAAGUGGGAUAUUUCCUUGCCAAUAUAAGGGUCCUAUGUUUAUGACUAUUGGGUAUAUUGCAGCCCAUAUUUUCACUAAGAGUGAGAUUCCGGAGCCUUUUAGAAUCGAGAUGAUUAGAUAUAUAGUGAAUACUGCGCAUCCAGUUGAUGGCGGUUGGGGUUUGCACUCAAUUGAUAAGUCAACAUGUUUCGGUACUACCAUUAAUUAUGUGAAUUUAAGAUUAUUAGGGCUACCAGCUAGCCAUCCAGUAUGCGUCAAGGCCAGGAAAACAUUGCACAGAUUAGGAGGUGCGUUGGGGAAUCCUCAUUGGGGAAAAGCAUGGUUAUCUGUCUUGAAUUUAUACGAUUGGGAAGGUGUUAAUCCUGCACCACCUGAAUUAUGGUUAUUACCAUAUUCCUUACCAAUCCAUCCAGGUAGAUGGUGGGUUCAUACUAGAGCCAUUUACUUACCUUUAGGAUACGUUUCAGCUAAUAAGUUACAAUGUGAAUUAGAUGACUUGUUAAGAGACAUUCGUACUGAAAUUUAUUUACCAAAACAAUUACCUUACGAAAAUAUUGACUUCAGUAAGCAUAGAAACAAUGUUUGCGGAGUUGAUUUAUAUUAUCCUCAUACUAAAGUUUUGGACUUAGCCAAUUGGGCUCUUGUUAAAUAUGAAAAAUAUGUUAGACCAAAUUGGUUAUUGAAAUUAUCUAAUAAGAAAAGUUAUGAAUUUAUUAAAAAAGAAUUUAAGAAUACUGACUAUCUUUGUAUUGCUCCUGUCAAUUUUGCUUUUAAUAUGAUUGUUGCAUACGCUGAAGAAGGUCCAAAUUCUGAAACUUUCCAAAAACUUAAUCAACGUAAAAAUGAUACGAUUUUCCAUGGUCCUCAAGGUAUGACUAAUAUGGGUACCAAUGGUGUCCAAGUUUGGGACGUUGCAUUCAUGAUACAGUACUUUUAUAUGUCAGGAUUACUGGAAUCUUCUAAAUAUCAUGAUAUGAUUCGUAAAGGUUAUCAAUUUUUAGUUAGAUCCCAGUUUGAUCUGGAAUGUGAACCAGGAAGUUUUAGAGAUAAAAGAAUAGGAGGUUGGCCCUUCAGUACUAAACAACAGGGUUAUACCGUUAGUGAUUGCACUGCUGAAGCCAUGAAAGCGAUCAUAAUGGUUAGAAAUGAUCCAACAUUUCAUGAUAUUAAAGAUGAUAUCGAAGAUAAAAAUUUGUAUAAUGCUAUUGAUGUAUUAUUAACAAUUCAAAAUAGAGGGGACUUUGAAUAUGGAUCAUUUUCUGCUUAUGAAAUUAUUAGAUCAACACCUUUAUUAGAAAAGUUAAAUCCAGCAGAAGUUUUCAACCAAAUCAUGGUGGAAUAUCCUUAUGUUGAAUGUACCGAUUCAUCAGUUUUGGGAAUGACAUAUUUUGCAAAAAAUUAUCCACAUUAUAGAAGUGAUGAAAUUAAAUUUGCUAUUGAUGACGCAAUUAAUUAUAUUAUCAAAGCACAAAAUUCAGUUGAUGGUAGUUGGUAUGGCUCAUGGGGGGUUUGUUUUACUUAUGCUUCAAUGUUUGCCUUGGAAGCCCUUAAUACUGUUGGAUUGAGUUACUUGAAUUCGGAAACAGUCAGAAAAGGUUGUGAUUUUCUUAUUUCAAAACAAAGACCCGACGGUGGAUGGUCAGAAUCAAUGAAAUCUUGUGAAACUCAUACAUAUAUACCUACUGAAAAAUCCUUGUUGGUUCAAACAGCUUGGGCUACAAUUGGAUUAAUUCUUUCUGAUUAUCCAAAUAAAGAACCAAUUAAGAGAGCCAUCAAACUUAUCAUGGAACGCCAAUUACCUACCGGUGAAUGGAAAUUCGAAGACGUGGAAGGGGUGUUUAAUCAUAGUUGUGCUAUCGAAUAUCCAUCAUACAAAUUCUUAUUCCCAAUAAAAGCCUUAGGUUUGUAUAGAAAAAGAUACGGUGAUGAACCAAUCAUAUAGAUGUUUUCUAUCAGUCCCGUGGUGGGCAAAUUUGACAUCUUCAUUCCCCGGCAAGGUGUAUAUAUCUUCAAUAUUUUACUAUCUGUGCAUUUUUGAUCAUUUCUCUGCAAUGUAAUUCCAAAC
This is a messenger RNA of Hyphopichia burtonii NRRL Y-1933, 2313 nucleotides long. RefSeq names its product lanosterol synthase (gene ERG7). The transcript has a single exon. The coding region runs from base 1 to 2190 and encodes 729 amino acids. The record is from RefSeq and is a predicted model, not a curated record. NCBI's taxonomy places the organism in Eukaryota, Fungi, Ascomycota, Pichiomycetes, Serinales, Debaryomycetaceae. Gene Ontology annotation, biological process: triterpenoid biosynthetic process; ergosterol biosynthetic process. Gene Ontology annotation, cellular component: lipid droplet. Gene Ontology annotation, molecular function: lanosterol synthase activity.